AUCGAUUUCUAAGACAUUAGUUUCAACAAAUUCAGUCUAGGUAUUCAUUUGAAGCUGAGAACAGCUUCUGAAUAAUAAUGAAAAUACAUGUGUUUUUCGAUUUAAAUACCUGAAAUUAAACACUCAGGGUUAAUUCGCAUAUUCUCACACUUAGACGUAGCCUCGUUGUCAAGUAUGUUAACGUCGGGCUAGUUGUCAGAAUGGUCAGGUCACACCUCGGAAACUGUAACUCCCGCCCAAUUUGUUACUCUUGCGCACGGAGAUAACUACUGCUGAUUAGAUUUUUUAAUUCAAGGUGAAGGCACGUAGGUGAAAUUCGAUAGGAUCUGCAGAAGGUACGCAUUUGACACUAUUAGACUGCAGGAUUGGGAUCAGACUGGCCUCUUGAGUCAAGCCAUCGGGGGGCAGAGCAAGUUAAGGUCCAGCAGGGGUAGAAUGAAGGGAGGAGUAAACAUAGUAGUCUUUUUUUGGUUCGACAUGUCAGGAGCGAGCAUUUGAUUGUUGGAGCUUGAGGAGGGACAUGGUAGACCCAGAGAAGCGGUUUUAGACAGAGCGUGACCCAACCGUCCCUGAACCUGAGAAAACGUGCCAUGAUCCUUGGACCGCCCGGUGGACUCUCUCACGGCUUUCCCUCUGAAGCGCGCGCCGCAGGGCUCUUCUCACGUGACAUCACUUUUCCGACUCUGUGAUUAACUGUCCGGUUGGCUCAUUUGAACAGUGUUCCUCACCUGAAAGAAUGCUGGGUCACGUGGUGUCGUUUGGCCGCUCCCUGGUUCGGAGGAAGGUGGUGGACAUGGAUUGCCUUGAGGACUCCAAACUGUGCCGCUGUCUCUCCACAAUAGACCUCAUUGCCCUGGGAGUGGGCAGCACGCUGGGAGCCGGCGUGUAUGUGCUGGCUGGAGAGGUCGCUAAGGGUAACUCUGGUCCGAGCAUUGUGGUGUCCUUCCUCAUUGCUGCCCUGGCCUCAGUAAUGGCUGGCCUGUGCUAUGCUGAGUUCGGAGCUCGGGUCCCCAAGACAGGCUCUGCGUACUUGUACAGCUAUGUGACGGUGGGGGAAAUCUGGGCCUUCAUCACUGGCUGGAACCUCAUCCUCUCAUAUGUAAUAGGGACCUCGAGUGUUGCACGUGCCUGGAGUGGAACAUUUGAUGAGCUCAUUGGGGGACAUAUCGGGCAGUUUGGCAAGACAUACUUCAGAAUGAGCUUGCCUGGCCUGGCCGAGUACCCCGACUUUUUUGCAGUUUGCCUCAUUUUACUGCUUUCAGGUCUACUGUCAUUUGGAGUCAAGGAGUCAGCAUGGGUUAACAAAAUUUUCACAGCUGUAAAUGUGUUGGUGCUAAUAUUCGUCAUCAUCUCGGGGUUUGUCAAGGGAGAUCCUCUCAACUGGAAUAUCUCAGAGGAGUAUCUCAUAAAUGUCACUGUCGUCACAAGGAAUCUGUCUUACGCUGAUAAUGUCACCAGUGAUUAUGGCGUGGGUGGAUUUUUGCCUUACGGCUUUAGCGGGACUCUGGCUGGAGCAGCAACCUGCUUUUACGCUUUUGUUGGGUUUGACUGCAUCGCAACUACAGGUGAGGAGGUAAAGAAUCCACAGAAGGCAAUUCCUGUGGGUAUAGUGGUUUCCUUGCUGGUCUGUUUCCUGGCUUACUUUGGCGUGUCCGCGGCCCUCACCCUCAUGAUGCCGUACUACCUCCUGGAUUUGAGCAGUCCCCUCCCUGUGGCCUUUGAGUAUGUUGGCUGGUCGCCCGCAAAAUACGUAGUGGCGGCAGGAUCUCUCUGUGCCCUGUCAACCAGCUUGCUCGGCUCGAUUUUCCCAAUGCCACGUGUAAUCUAUGCAAUGGCUGAGGAUGGGGUGCUUUUCAAAGUGUUAGCCCGAAUCAAUCCUAAGACGAAGACCCCACUUAUUGCCACAAUGAGCUCCGGCGUAGUCGCAGCAAUCAUGGCCUUCCUGUUUGACCUGAAAGCCCUGGUGGACAUGAUGUCCAUUGGAACAUUACUGGCCUACUCUCUGGUGGCAACAUGUGUUCUGAUUCUCAGGUACCAGCCGGACGCCGUGGACGAGAGGCCCAGGAUGACGAACGGAGAGAGGGAAGAGGGGCCGGAGUCCGAGCUGACGGAGUCUGAAUCUCAUCUCAACAUGCUGAAGGACAGAGGGAUGACACUGCACUCUCUGCUCCAUCCCUCCAUCCUGCCUACUGAACAGUCCUCCUCUGUGGUUAACAUGGCCGUCGGCGUGAUAGUGAUUGCGGUGUGUGUUGUCAGCGCUCUGACGACGUAUUGUAGCCAAGCCAUUCUCGACUUGAAGCCUUGGAUCCUUGGGACGUUGGCUGCCUGCAGCGUGAUCUUCAUUGGCUGUGUCUUCGUCAUUUGUAGACAGCCCCAGACGCACAAGAAGGUCUCAUUUAUGGUUCCCCUCUUACCAUUUCUGCCCAUCUUGAGUAUAUUUGUCAAUGUUUACCUCAUGGUCCAGCUGAGCGUGGACACGUGGAUACGAUUCUCCGUCUGGAUGGCUGUGGGCUUCCUCAUUUAUUUUGGUUAUGGUGUGUGGCACAGUACUGAACGCCAGAGGCAAAAACAGGGCUUUGCGUCGCAGAAAAAGAAAUUGAUGGGGAAGGGCAGCAGUAUUGAGCGAUUUAACCUUCCGGAAAAGACCGUUCAGUGUUAGAGAAGAUCCGUUCAAAGCCCUCAGACUGUUUUAGGAAAUGAAGAGAAAAAAUUUGCAACAAGCCAGCGAGUCAUUCACCUCCCACAUCAUUAAAGCAACCGUUGUUAUAAUUCAGCGUCCCUGCAGCUGAGCGCUGUUGAAAUAUCGUCUCUGAUUCGCUCAAAAAACGCAGCGUACACAGUGCCGUCGUAGUGAUCCAUACACAUCAUCUUUGACUCUGUAUUUAGGCACAAAAAGCGUUGAUUCGUACAAAACAGUAUGUCAGUAUGUAUUUUUUCAUAGAUAAAUGUGCCACAAUAAUCCCAAAGAGUUUCAUUAGCUGAUGAAUUUUGAGGACGGUGCAUAUGUAGUCUCUCUUCUUUUUAACUUGCGUUUUUGUCUGAACUCGUUGUCUUGCAACUGUAUUUUUAGUGUAUUUUGUGUCUUUUAGAUAUUAAUUCACUGUGUCCUAUUUUCAUGUAGUAAAAUUUCACUUAGAGAGCAAUUGACUUAUUUUAGAAUAUCUAGAGAACAUGUUGGUAACUUUUUAUGUUUUCAUACUUUUCUGGAAUCAAUUCCUAUUUUGUACACUUGAUACAAUUAAUGUUACACUUUUAAAAAAAACAAAAUAAUGCAAUCUUUUGUGUUUGAAAUAUUCACAGUUCUUUUUAGCAUUUUUAACUCUUUCUUUAGUUUUAUUGAUAGAAUAUUUUGAUAAAUUUCCUUUUCAUUACCAGUGAAUGACUAUUAUCAGCAGAAGUGUAACACAGUCACUGUGUACAGACAGUAUUUCUCUGUUGAGAUGUUGGAGAUAUAUAGACUUGAUGAUGUGAACUGUCUUUAAUUAGUCUGUCACUUAUAGAGGUGAUCUAAUCCCUAACGCAACAAUCCAUCUUUGUAUGACCAAAGUCAUGUCUUUCAUGGCAAACAGACAAAAAUGUCUAUUUUUGGAUUCAGUAUUAAGAUAAUCCGACCUUCUUUAGCCAGCGCUAUUAUGCGAAGGUGGGUUUGAUGUGAUGCUAACAGUAUGAUAUCCCUUGUUAUGAUGUUUUCCUUUUAUUUUUUUAAUCUUUUUUUCCUGUUGUAAUCAAGUACACAAAAAAGUUUUAAAAUGUUUUACAAAUGUGUUUACAUGGAGAACAUGGAUAUGAAUAAUGCUUUCAUGUAUGUGUGUAUGUGUGAGACUUGAGUUCAUUUUUUGUGUACAUGUGCUUCUCUGGGUCUUGAAUACCAGAACACUUGAAGACCCUAAACUGCUCUAACCAGAGACAUAUAUUUUGUACAGUUUUUGCUGAUUAACAUCUAUCAUUUAAUCAAGUUGGUCCUGUUCUUUGCUGAUCUUAAACAAUUUGAUUCUCAUUUGAUUUUGCUUGUCUGAUUUGGUUUUGGUGAGACUAGUGGCAAAAACACGUCGUCUUAACAGAGUAUUACUCAAAACAGAUGUUCUGCAAUGGCAAAAAAAAAAAAUCUUUUGUCAUAAUUUUCUACUAACUGCAAUUGUUGUCAAUAAAUGUUUCUGUUUUCAGUUUUUAA
Molecule: messenger RNA, 4171 nt
Organism: Chanos chanos (milkfish)
Lineage: Eukaryota; Metazoa; Chordata; Actinopteri; Gonorynchiformes; Chanidae
Gene: slc7a2
Product: solute carrier family 7 member 2
Exons: 13
Coding region: 737-2659 (640 amino acids)
Biological process (GO): L-arginine import across plasma membrane; L-ornithine transmembrane transport
Cellular component (GO): plasma membrane
Molecular function (GO): L-lysine transmembrane transporter activity; L-arginine transmembrane transporter activity; L-ornithine transmembrane transporter activity
Source: RefSeq, a predicted model, not a curated record